ACCGCGCCCGUCCAGUUUCGUAUCAAGUCUCACCCGAAAUGGAAGUGGAUCUCCUGCAUGUGGCGGUCCUGGUGGCGAUUGUCGCCUACCUAUACCGCUGGAUAACCCGCAACAAUGGCUACUUCCACGACAAGCCGAUCCCCUCGAUGGCCGUGACACCGUUCUUCGGGGCGUCGGGACCUCUCCUGCUGCGAAAGGUCACCUUCACCGACUUUGUCCAGAAGGUGUACAACAAAUACCCGGGAGUGAAAGUGUUCGGAAUGUUCGAAACGAUCACGCCUUUCUUCGUGAUCCGCGACCCGGAGCUGAUCAAGCAGAUCGGCAUCAAGGACUUUGAUCACUUCGUGGACCACAGGCCGACGUUCGGGGUGGACGAUGAGCAUGCGGCUCAUCCGAAGGCGCUUUUCAGGAAGACGCUGUUCGCGAUGAAUGGUCAGCGGUGGAAGGAGAUGCGAGCGACGCUGAGUCCGGCCUUUACCGGGAGCAAGAUGCGGCAGAUGUUUUCGCUGAUGGGCGAAUGCUGUAACGAAAUGAUGACGCAUUUUCUGGGGAAGGCGAAGAGUUCCGGGGGAAGGGUGGAAGUGGAGAUGAAGGAUUUGUUGAGUCGGAUCAGUAUUAAUGUGAUUGCGUCGUGCGCGUUCGGGAUCAAGGUGGAUUGUUUCAAGGAGCAGGAGCAUGAGUUCUUGUACCACGGAAAGAAGAUGAUGGGUUUCGGAAGGCCGGUGGUGAUUGCGAGGAUGAUGGCCAUGCGAAUCUUCCCGAAGUUUGCCGCAAAGUUCGGAAUUGAUUUGCUGGAUCGAGAGCAGGCGGAGUACUUCACGCAUGUGUUCAGGGAAACGAUCAUGACUCGGGAAAAUAAGGGAGUUAUCCGUCACGAUAUGAUUGAUCUGCUGCUGCAGGCUCGCAAGGGUAUACUGAAGUAUCAGGAAGAGAAGGAUGAUCAGGAAGGAUUCGCUACGGUUCAGGAGUCGGACGUAGGCAAGGUGGACGUGUCGAAGAGUAUGUCCGAAGCGGAAAUGAUCGCGCAGUGCUUGAUAUUCUUCCUCGGAGGGUUCGAUACGGUGUCGACGUGUGCCAUGUUCAUGGCGUACGAGUUGGUUCGCAAUCCGGAGGUUCAACAGAAGCUGUAUGAGGAAGUGGUGCAGACAGAUAAGGAACUAGGUGGAAAGCCUCUGAGCUACGAUGCACUGCAGAAGAUGAAAUACAUGGAUAUGGUGGUAUCGGAAACUCUGCGGAUGUGGCCCUUGGCACCGGCUGUAGAUCGUCUGUGUACUCAGGACUACACCAUUGAUGACGGUCAGGGUGCGAGAUUCACGAUCGAUAAGGGAACGUGCGUUUGGUUCCCGGCAGCUGGGCUGCACCAUGAUCCACAGUACUUCCCCAACCCAGAAAGGUUCGAUCCGGAGCGGUUCAACGACGAAAACAAGCGAGACAUCAACCUUGGAGCUUACCUGCCCUUCGGUAUUGGUCCAAGGAACUGCAUUGGAUCGCGGUUCGCUCUGAUGGAGGUCAAGGCCGUUAUGUAUUUCUUGCUGCUGAAGUUUUCGUUCGAACGUGGCCCGAAGACCCAGAUACCAAUGCAGCUACGGAAAGGAUUUACCAACUUGGGACCGGAGAAUGGAAUGCACAUGGAGCUGAAGCUUCGGUAAACGGCGACAUUAGAUAAGGUGGUUUCAAUUUAAGCUUAGUUAGAUAAGAUAAGACUUUCAAUAAAUAUGUUUUAGGCGAAACCGGUUUUAGCGGUCAUCGAA
Messenger RNA from Aedes albopictus (Asian tiger mosquito), 1751 nucleotides. Its product is annotated as probable cytochrome P450 9f2. The coding region runs from base 39 to 1649 and encodes 536 amino acids. The record is from RefSeq and is a predicted model, not a curated record. Gene Ontology annotation, molecular function: monooxygenase activity; heme binding; oxidoreductase activity, acting on paired donors, with incorporation or reduction of molecular oxygen. Lineage: Eukaryota; Metazoa; Arthropoda; Insecta; Diptera; Culicidae. The transcript is spliced from 2 exons.